Messenger RNA from Trichomycterus rosablanca, 3694 nucleotides. RefSeq names its product tripartite motif containing 2b (gene trim2b). The record is from RefSeq and is a predicted model, not a curated record. Gene Ontology annotation, biological process: proteasome-mediated ubiquitin-dependent protein catabolic process; negative regulation of translation; protein polyubiquitination. The coding region runs from base 4 to 2010 and encodes 668 amino acids. Gene Ontology annotation, molecular function: translation repressor activity; zinc ion binding; ubiquitin protein ligase activity. The transcript has 10 exons. NCBI's taxonomy places the organism in Eukaryota, Metazoa, Chordata, Actinopteri, Siluriformes, Trichomycteridae.
CACAUGGAGGCACAGCAGGGUUCUCCGGACAGCAGCAGUGAGGAAUGUACUGUACUGGAGGCUCCGCCCGGCAAGGAAACAGAAGUGGUUUGUGCUCAACAUAAAGGAAGAUCUCCUGCAUUGUAUUGUUUGGAAUGUGAGAGGGCUGUGUGCGACGAGUGCAUGUUGGGAGAACACGAGGACCACCGUACCGAUUCUUUGGAAAAAAUUGUGGAUCAACAGCGAGCAGCUUUGCAAGAAGGACUGACUGCAGCUAAGAACAGGCUUCCCCAAAUAAGAGACACCGUCCAGUCACUGAGGGACGUCCUGCAACAGCUGAGCACUCAGAGGAACUCUAUAGAAGAGAACAUUCACUCAUCCUUCAGCGAUUUGCACAAGACCCUCGACACCCGCAAGAGCGUCCUACUCAUGGAGUUAGAGGUCACCUUUGGAAUGAAGCAGAAGGUACUGCAGAACCAGUUAGACACUCUACUUAAAGAGGAGGCAGCAAUCAACAGUAACUGCAACCUAACAGGAGAGGCCCUGAACGGAGCCAGCGAGGCCUUUGUUCUGCAAACCCACAAAGAUUUUGGAGAGCGACUGAGCGAGAUGGCCAGUGAGGGUCUCCCCCUUCAACCCGAGGAGAACAAUCAACUGGAGCUCGCGAUGGAGAUGGAAGGACUUCGAAAUUCCAUCCACAACCUGGGCGCCAUUAUCACCACAAACGCAGUUGCCAGCCACACCGAGGCCUCCGGGGAGGGUCUGGAGCAAUGCUUCGUGGGCCAGCCGACCUCCCUCAUCAUAACCACCAGAGACAAGUCAGGGGGCCUGUGUAAGACGGGCAAUGCUGUCAUCUCGUGGGAGGUCUCCACACCUGAUGGAAAUGCCGUGGAUGGAGAGAUCCUGGACCACAAGAAUGGCAUCUACGAGUUUCUGUACACAGUGCACAAGGAAGGGGACUUGAGUCUGGGUUUAAGACUUUACGACCAGCACAUUAAAGGAAGCCCCUUUCAAUUAAAGGUGGCCAGUUCUCCAGACGACUCUCCUACGACCACGUCAGGAGCCAAUGCCGCGUCAACGGGCUCCAGCGAUGGCGGUGCGAGGAGGCGGAGUGCCAAGUCCCCAGGCAGCCGGAGCCGACAGAAGGGAGUGAGGCGAGGUGGAAGCUUGUUCAGCACCCCCAAGAAGAAAGUGAAUCCAAUUGAAGAUGAUCUCAUUUUUAAAAUUGGAACUAAGGGGAGAAACAAAGGAGAGUUUACCAAUCUACAAGGUGUAGCCGCCUCAUCCGGAAGCAUCCUGAUUGCGGACAGUAAUAAUCAGUGUGUGCAGAUCUUUUCCAAUGAGGGAGAGUUUCAGAGCCGAUUUGGAGUUCGCGGCCGGUCGCCGGGCCAGCUGCAGCGGCCCACUGGUGUUGCCGUGCAUCCCAAUGGUGACAUCAUCAUCGCUGACUAUGAUAACAAGUGGGUUAGCAUCUUCUCCAGUGAUGGUAAAUACAAGGCUAAACUGGGCUCUGGAAGGCUGAUGGGUCCAAAGGGCGUGUCAGUGGAUCAGAAUGGUCAUGUUAUCGUUGUGGAUAAUAAGGCUUGCAUGGUGUUCAUCUUCCAGCCCAGUGGAAAACUUGUGACAAAGUUUGGCAGCAGAGGCAUCGGUGAUAAGCAGUUUGCAGGUCCACACUUUGCAGCAGUCAACAAUAAUAAUGAAAUUAUUGUAACAGACUUUCACAAUCACUCAGUAAAGGUGUUUAGUGCUGAGGGAGAGUUUCUGCUCAAGUUUGGCUCAAACGGUGAGGGAAAUGGCCAGUUUAAUGCUCCCACAGGAGUUGCAGUGGAUGUUAAUGGUAACAUCAUCGUCGCUGACUGGGGAAAUAGCCGGAUACAGGUAUUUGAUGGCAAUGGUUCCUUUCUGUCCUACAUCAACACGGCGGCCGAUCCUCUGUAUGGGCCGCAGGGUCUCGCCCUGACCUCGGAUGGCCACGUGGUUGUGGCUGACUCUGGUAAUCACUGUUUUAAGGUGUACCGUUACCUUCAGUGAUUGGAAGCUUCGUAGAUGUGUCAAGCUCUUGCACUUCAUUCGCAGAUAUAUCCAGCCCUACUCAUAACCCCAUCCUCUGUAUCAGAAUGAAUGAAUGUGACUUUAAUACAGAACAUUUUAUUAUUGUGAGUGCAAUCAGAUUAUUGGAAUGGCAUAGUGUUGGGACAUUAAGGUGUGGUCACAUUAAACUUCCAAGAUCCAUAUAUGUCUAUUCAAAUACAUGGAAUGGAUGCCAGAAAUACAUUAUAGCAGCAGAUUUAAUGUGAAUAUGGACCCUUGACCCAAAAUUCCCACUCAUGUACUGUAUAUGUAUAUGGCAAAAGGUAUGUGGAUAAGCUUGUUGCGCAUCCUAUUGUUAUGGAGUAGUAGUGUGGGAAGGCUUUACACAAGAUUUAAUAGUGUGUGUGGGAAUUUGUGCCAAUUUCUUAAUAAAAUAUCAUUCAUGAGGUCAGGCUUCUACAGCAACUGUCCUUCCACAUCAUCCCAAUGGUGUGUUUGGGCCUAAGUUGGGGCUUUGUGCAGGCCACUGAAGUGUAAAAUUCUGAAUCUUUAUAGACCUCGCUUCAUGCAACAUCACAGACAUGUUGGAACAUGUAAGGGCCUUCCCUAAUCUGUUGCCAAAGAGUUGUAAACAUAUCAUUUCUUUUAUAUAACACCUGAACUCAAAAGAAGGAUUUGCGACCUGUCUGGAGUGUUUCCAGCAUCUCAGCUAAAGAAUUGGACCCACCUCUGAAUAAACACACAAUGAAUAAGGCCGCUCAGGUGGCACAGCGGUAAAAACACACGCUGGAACCAGAGCUGAGAUCUCGAAUACAUCAUAUCGAAUCUCAGCUCUGCCUACCGGCUGAGGCUGAGCGGCCACAUGAACAAUGAUUGGCCUGUUGUUCAGAUAUGGGCGGGACUAAGCCGGAUGGGGUCUCUCUCCCAUGACUGGUGCAAUCACGACCUCUGCUGGCUGAUUGAUGGCGCCAGCACAGAGAUGAGAAAAGAGUGCUCUCAGGGUGUGUCUCUCCAUACACAAUGCUGAGCUGCACUGCACUUGUCAAAGUGUAGGUGAUAAGAUGCAUACGGCAUGCUGCCCACAUGUCGGAGGGGGAGAGGGUUAGCUUCGUUCUCCUCAAUCAGAGCAGGGAUCGGCAUUGGUGGAGAGGAAGCAUGACGCAAUUGGGCAAUUGGACGUGCUAAAAAAGGAGAAAAAAAGGGGAGAAAAUGCAUAAAGAAAAAAAAUAUAUAUUAAAAAAACACACAAUGAAUAAAGGAGUAAAGUGUCCACAUACUUUUGGCCAUUUAAAAUAUUUAAGCUACAUGCAAUGUGAUCCAACUAAAUGCUCAAAGCUAACUAAAUUUUGGGGACAUCAAAUCAAACAUCAUGUUGUGCUGUUUAUAGAACUGAGUGUAAACAAAACCCACAUGGUACAACUGGAGUACAGUCAGUUAUAAUGUGACCACGCCUUAAAUUAGCAGCAAUGUAGGCUGCCCAGAUGUCACUGCAGUGUAAUGCGCUCUCCCACACACAUUCGAGUCUCUGCUGUGCCACCGGCCUGACCGGCGCUUAACAGACACAUUCGGCCAUGUGUCAGGAACUUUGUGGUUGAGACCCUUUCAUGGGUGGUGGAGGAAUACAGAGAGCAAAGCGUAAUCCUCCAUACAUGUUAGAAUGGUUUCUCUGGAGGAAUCUGCCACA